This is a messenger RNA of Suillus paluster, 1023 nucleotides long. RefSeq lists its product as uncharacterized. The record is from RefSeq and is a predicted model, not a curated record. The transcript has 4 exons. Bases 1 to 1023 code for a protein of 340 amino acids. Lineage: Eukaryota; Fungi; Basidiomycota; Agaricomycetes; Boletales; Suillaceae.
AUGACCUCCUACCUCCGCUACAUCUUUGGUGGUGGAAGUCCAUCUCCUAGUCAUGACAAGUCCCAUUCACGCUCUCGCUCUAACCCUGCAAAUUUUAUCUAUGGGCCACCAGCUGGUUCAGGCCCGGCAUCAUCUUCACGCCUGAAAACAAAACGAAGCAAUAGUUUCUGUGCUCCAUCUCCAUCUCCACUCCGCUAUACGUCGUAUGAUGGAGACAUGAGGUACGGCACUCCGUCAAAAGCUGAGAAAGUGCCGCUCUAUAGACGGUCCAGCUACAGAGAAUCAGAACAUGUUGGGCAUUAUCCUUUAUAUACUCCUCAUGCGCCUCCCGUAUCUUUUGGUACAUCUUCCCGCACUAGCUCGAGUUCUUCUUCUCUUCUUCCGAGCAUGGUCCAUCCAGGCACCCCGUCCCACGUGAGACGGCCUUCUCUCCAGCAACGUCAUACUUGGCAGAGCAGUAUCUCAUCUGCGACUGGGUCGGUCCACUCAUAUGGGAUGGAUCCUCAUGGUAGACACGCAUCUCCACUUCAUAUGCAUCCACUCUUCGCCUCCACUCGACUUCACUCUGCACCGAUAAAUUACGACGUCACCUUCGCUCCUUCGCCCCGAACAGUACUGGACCGUGCAACACAUUCAGCUGUAGACGUGCAUACCUUAAGUCAACCAGCGACAGACCCGCCAACUCCCGCAUCAUCCCGCAUCUUGCUCCGCUCAGAUAAGUUCCCCUCUUCUAAAAGCGGGCGCUCCCAAAAUAUCACUAAUCUCGACCUUCUUCACGCUCUGUACGAGACGCUUCUCACGAGAGUCACACCUCAGGAGUGGGAGGGCCUGGGUAAUGGAAGCAGGGCGCAACGGAAGGUCACGCAGGCGUACGAGAAGAGGUGCACCAAGUUGGGAGGCGGUUGGGAGGGUGGAGUCCGACGAGUGGAUUGGCUGCAUGGGAAGACUCGUUUGAUCGGAAUUGAGGUGGAGAAGCAUGGUCACGGCGUCGGGUCCGGAAGACUCGUAUUUGGCAAGACUUGA